Drosophila eugracilis is the source of this 4263-nucleotide messenger RNA. RefSeq names its product phosphoinositide 3-kinase regulatory subunit 4 (gene Vps15). The coding region runs from base 126 to 4163 and encodes 1345 amino acids. Gene Ontology annotation, cellular component: phosphatidylinositol 3-kinase complex, class III, type I; late endosome; phosphatidylinositol 3-kinase complex, class III, type II. Lineage: Eukaryota; Metazoa; Arthropoda; Insecta; Diptera; Drosophilidae. The transcript is spliced from 8 exons. Gene Ontology annotation, molecular function: protein serine/threonine kinase activity; protein binding; ATP binding. The record is from RefSeq and is a predicted model, not a curated record. Gene Ontology annotation, biological process: protein targeting to vacuole; macroautophagy; late endosome to vacuole transport.
UGGUUAUCGCCACCAGCUGUUUGGCUGCGCAGAAAAAGACGAAGACUUAGUUUUCUUGUUAUUGUUAAAGAAAGUAAUAAAAUUGAGCAUAAUUGCGGACACAACCAAGUGAAAUUGUGAACAGGAUGGGCAAUCAACUGGUGGGCAUUGCUCCUUCGCAGAUUUACGCGGUGGAGCAUUAUUUUUCCGGCCAGUUUGGAUCCGAAAUUACCUUCAGUUCCAAUAUGGGCAGUACGAGAUUCUUUAAAGUGGCCAAGGCGAAAACGGAUGAGGGUCAAAUAGUGGUCAAGGUGUUUGUCAAGCACGAUCCCACAUUACCAUUGGAGGAUCACAAGGAACGACUGGAAGGCAUCAAGAAGACACUUUCGCUGGCCAAUGCCGUCAACUGUUUACCCUUUCAACGGGUGGAGCUCAUUGACAAGGCAGCCUACAUAAUGCGGGAGUAUGUGAAACACAGUCUCUAUGAUCGCGUGUCGACACGCCCGUUUCUCACAGUUUUGGAGAAAAAGUGGAUUACAUUUCAGAUUCUGUGUGCUCUGAAUCAGUGCCACAAACAGAAGAUUUGCCACGGUGACAUCAAGCUGGAGAAUAUCCUAAUCACUUCCUGGAAUUGGAUUUUACUCUCGGACUUUGCUUCCUUUAAGCCAACUUAUUUACCGGAAGACAAUCCGGCAGACUACACGUACUUCUUUGAUACUAGUAGAAGAAGGACCUGCUAUAUUGCGCCCGAGCGAUUUGUUAAAACUUUGGCAUCAGAUGAUGAUGGCGGAAAUGGCAAUAUGUCGGUCAUCCAUACGGAUUCCAUUAUUCGCCUGGCUCCUAGUUAUGCUGGAAAUACUUUACUGCCAGCCAUGGACAUAUUUUCAGCCGGCUGUGCAUUGCUGGAACUAUGGACAGAAGGAACGGCACCCUUUGAACUGUCCCAGCUGCUGGCUUACAGACGCGGUGAGCGGGAUUUGGUAGAAAAACACUUGGCUGGAAUCGAAAACGAAAGGUUGCGCAAUCUGUUGGCAUCCAUGAUUGAUAUUCAUUCGAUGAACCGAAAGAGCGCCGAGGACUACUUGGAUCAGGAGCGUGGUCAGCUGUUUCCUGAGUAUUUUUACUCCUUCCUGCAGUCCUACUUGCAAAUGUUUAGCUCAACGCCGAUCAUGUCGCCAGAUGAUAAGAUUCAGUGUCUGCACAAGGACAUUGGACAUUGCAUCAAGGUGCUGACACAGGCUCAGGAUUUAACACCAGAAGAGGAUGAUAGAGAUGAUCAACAGGAAAAAAAGGACCCGACGUUGUGUGUGCGACUACCACCGGAGCAUGAUGGUCUUAUUUUGAUCAUCACGGUAGUUACAUCUUGCAUUCGAGGUCUUAAGCAGUCAAACACCAAAAUUGCCGCCCUGGAACUCCUACAGAAGCUAUCGAAGUACACAACUUCUGAAACCAUUUUAGAUCGUAUAUUGCCCUAUAUUCUCCACUUGGCCCAAAAAUCCCCAGCUAAGGUGCAAGUUCAGGCCAUAGAAACGUUGACCGCCUGCCUGGGCAUGGUUAAGGACAUUCCGCGCAGCGAUGCCAACGUAUUUCCGGAGUACAUCCUCCCCUCCAUCACUGACUUAGCCAGCGAAUCGAGUGCCGUGAUUGUUCGCGUGGCCUUUGCCCGGAAUAUUGCUGCUCUGGCUAAGAGUGCUGUCUACUUCCUUGAGGAAACACAACGGAAUGCUCCUAAUGAGAUGCCCACUCCACGUUACGAAGCGGAAUUGAAUGCUCUUCAUGACAUAGUAAGACAGGCGGUUCUCAGUCUGCUGACGGAUUCCCAACCAAUAGUAAAGCAAACUCUAAUGGAGUCUGGCAUUUGCGAUCUGUGUGCUUUCUUUGGCAAGGAAAAGGCCAACGAUGUAAUACUCUCGCACAUAAUGACUUUCCUAAAUGACGAGGACAAGAAUUUGAGGGGAGCUUUCUAUGAUAACAUUGCCGGAGUGGCUGGCUACGUGGGCUGGCAGGCGUCGGACAUAUUGGUUCCACUUCUGCAACAAGGCUUCACCGAUCGUGAGGAGUUCGUUAUCGCAAAAGCCAUACGUGCAGUCACAAUUCUCAUCGAACUGGGACACAUCAAGAAGCCAGCCGUGACGGAAAUUGUCCAAGAGACAGCCUGUUACCUGUGCCAUCCAAAUCUUUGGGUUCGUCACGAAAUCUGCGGCAUGAUUGCAACCACUGCUCGUAACCUCAGUGCCAUUGAUGUGCAGUGUAAGAUUAUGCCGGCAAUUGGCGCUUUUCUCAAGGCCCCGCUUAUCCAAGUAGAGAAACCGCACAUUCUUUUGGACUGUGUACAUCCGCCUGUGCCGCGACAGAUCUUUGACAGCGUGCUGCGCUUCCAGGAUAUUCAACAUUUUCUUAGAGCGCUGGAGGAUAGGUCGAGAGUUCGAAGUCUGACCAGGCAAGGAGCUACGCCACAGUACGAAGAGAUGGGACAAACUCUGAGGAAUCUUUUCAGGCGCCUAAGCUCUGAGGGAUUAACGGAUCUUAUUGAAAUGCAGCUGCUAGCCAUGAACCCAUUUCUGAUCUCCAUGAAACACAAGGCCUUGCAGGAUCUAGAUGAUACCGCCUCUGGGAAUGGACGCAUCGUGGUCAGUCGGAAGCAAGUCGCUUGCCAUGAAUAUCCGCUGGCGGACAAGGCCACAAAAGUUCCAUUGGAAAACCGAUCCAGCGAAGGUCCCACACUGGUAUCACCAGCCUCGGAUGCAGCGAUCACGCCGUUGGGAGGUGGUGGAUUGGCUGGAAGUCCUGCCUCUGGAGCAGUAGUCCUUAGUGUUCCAACGGCCACCGUUAGUGCAGCUACAUCACUGGGUGAAUACACGAUGCCGGAGAGAAACUGCUGGCUGGAACGCUCCUCGGAGUGCCGCAAAGAUCUCGAAUCGCUGACGACGAAGAUUAAGAGACGCUUCAAUGUGCUGGCUAUCUCGCAGCGCUGCAGUUAUGAUAAGCUGGUGACGCCCUAUCCACCUGGCUGGCGGAUGAAUGGUACCCUGGUGGCUCAUUUGCAUGAGCAUUCGGAAUCCGUGAUAAAACUAGCUUCGUUGCGGCCACACGGAUCACUCUUUGCCAGCGGCAGUAUAGACGGCACAGUGCGAUUAUGGGAUUGCAGUAAGCUUAAUGGUAAUCAAGGAGUUAAUAAAUCGAGGCAGGCUUACUCGGCCAAUACACCGAUAUAUGCCUUGGCCGCUUGUGAUAGUGGACAAUCGCUGGCGGUGGGUGGAAAGGAUGGCAGCAUGUUGAUGAUGAGGAUCGAUCGGAACUCCGCCAAAAUGACGCUCCAGCAGGCGCUUAAUCAGAAUGAUCAUAAGGAUGGACCUGUUGUGGACAUGCAUGCUUACGACCAGGCCACGCAGAGUGUCAUCGUAUACGCCACGCUGUACGGCGGAAUCGUGGCCUGGGACACACGAAUGCAGCACAGUGCCUGGCGACUGCAGAAUGAACUUCGUCAUGGAGUGAUCACCACAAUUUGUGCGGAUCCAACUGGUUCUUGGUUAGCCACCGGCACUAGUGGUGGUAAACACAUCUGCUGGGAUCUACGCUUCCGUCUGCCCAUAGCUGAAAUCAAGCAUCCAGCUGAUUCGUGGAUACGCAAGGUGGCCUGUCAUCCAACGGAGCCUUCGUAUCUGAUCUCAGCCUCGCAGUCGAACAACGAGGUGUCCGUAUGGAAUAUCGAAACGGGACAGCGGCAGACGGUCUUGUGGGCAAGUCCGAUCGCGGCCUUAUCCAGUGCCAGUCCCAGUGAUCCGGCCACCACGUGUGGCAUUCUAAGUGGCGUAGUCGAUGGUUCACCCUUCAUUCUCACAGGCAGCUCAGAUCAACGGAUUCGGUAUUGGGAUAUAGCCAAUCCCAAAAAUUCCUUGCUCAAAGUUCCAGCUGCCAAUGAUAAUCUGGCCGAUGUAGCUUUUAACUAUAGUACUCGUUUAAUCGAUGGCAGCCAGGUAAUCGAGGAGCAAAUCAUUUCCAUGGCCAGUACUGGCGAUUCGACACAGCUACGCUCCUCCACGGAGGAGAAUCCACGCUCUGGACCGGACAUGCCCACGGCCAGUCACCAUGAUGCCAUCACGGAUUUGCUGAUGUGUAAGGACAAGGGUCAGAUCUACAUAGCCUCGGCAUCGCGAGACGGUGUCAUUAAGCUGUGGAAGUGAGCCACCCGAUAUAUAUAUAGUAUUUAAAUAUUCAACUGUGAUUAGCCUAAUAAACUGCAAUAUGUGUAACUAUUAAAUAAACAGUUGCUUGUUAACUGUG